GCGCAGCCCCAGCUCUAUCACUCCAGCUUCCGGAUCCUUUCUACACACGUUUGUUCCCGGCUCGGACAGAAGUCGAACCAUGGUGAGUAAAGCAGGGUCACAAUAUCACUCGGUAUAUCUGGACCUGACCGAGGGGCCGCACCGCUAAUGAAUAUGGAGAGUUUGUAGCCACCCGCAUAGCCCGGUUAUAUCCUGAACAGCCAUCACUGAGACUGCCAGAGCCUGGCCCUCUAAUCAGCUGGGAGCCUGGAUAUAGCAGCCAGCACACUGAGUGUGCCUGGACCCCAUCACACAUACUAUUCACAUACAGGGUGGCUGGAUCCCAUCAAACAUACUAUUCACAUACAGUGUGGCUGGACCCCAUCAAACAUACUAUUCACAUACAGGGUGGCUGGAUCCCAUCAAACAUACUAUUCACAUACAGGGUGGCUGGAUCCCAUCAAACAUACUAUUCACAUACAGGGUGGCUGCACCCCAUCAAACAUACUAUUCACAUACAGGGUGGCUGCACCCCAUCACACAUACUAUUCACAUACAGUGUGGCUGGAUCCCAUCACACAUACUAUUCCCAUACAGUGUGGCUGGACCCCAUCAAACAUACUAUUCACAUACAGGGUGGCUGGACCCCAUCAAACAUACUAUUCACAUACAGUGUGGCUGGACCCCAUCAAACAUACUAUUCACAUACAGGGUGGCUGGAUCCCAUCAAACAUACUAUUCACAUACAGGGUGGCUGGAUCCCAUCAAACAUACUAUUCACAUACAGUGUGGCUGGACCCCAUCAAACAUACUAUUCACAUACAGGGUGGCUGGAUCCCAUCAAACAUACUAUUCACAUACAGGGUGGCUGGAUCCCAUCAAACAUACUAUUCACAUACAGGGUGGCUGCACCCCAUCAAACAUACUAUUCACAUACAGGGUGGCUGCACCCCAUCACACAUACUAUUCACAUACAGAGUGGCUGGAUCCCAUCACACAUACUAUUCCCAUACAGUGUGGCUGGACCCCAUCAAACAUACUAUUCACAUACAGGGUGGCUGGACCCCAUCAAACAUACUAUUCACAUACAGUGUGGCUGGACCCCAUCAAACAUACUAUUCACAUACAGGGUGGCUGGAUCCCAUCAAACAUACUAUUCACAUACAGGGUGGCUGCACCCCAUCACACAUACUAUUCCCAUACAGAGUGGCUGGAUCCCAUCACACAUACUAUUCCCAUACAGUGUGGUUGGACCCCAUCAAACAUACUAUUCACAUACAGGGUGGCUGGACCCCAUCAAACAUACUAUUCACAUACAGGGUGGCUGCACCCCAUCACACAUACUAUUCACAUACAGAGUGGCUGGAUCCCAUCACACAUACUAUUCACAUACAGGGUGGCUGCACCCCAUCACACAUACUAUUCACAUACAGGGUGGCUGGAUCCCAUCACACAUACUAUUCACAUACAGGUGGCUGGACCCCAUCAAACAUACUAUUCACAUACAGGGUGGCUGCACCCCAUCAAACAUACUAUUCACAUACAGGGUGGCUGUACCCCAUCAAACAUACUAUUCACAUACAGGGUGGCUGGACCCCAUCACACAUACUAUUCACAUACAGGGUGGCUGCACCCCAUCAACAUACUAUUCACAUACAGGUGGCUGGACCCCAUCAAACAUACUAUUCACACACAGGGUGGCUGGACCCCAUCAAACAUACUAUUCACAUACAGGGUGGCUGGACCCCAUCAAACAUACUAUUCACACACAGGGUGGCUGCACCCCAUCAAACAUACUAUUCACAUACAGGGUGGCUGUACCCCAUCAAACAUACUAUUCACAUACAGGGUGGCUGGAUCCCAUCAAACAUACUAUUCACAUACAGGGUGGCUGCACCCCAUCACACAUACUAUUCACAUACAGGGUGGCUGCACCCCAUCACACAUACUAUUCACAUACAGGGUGGCUGCAUCCCAUCAAACAUACUAUUCACAUACAGGGUGGCUGCAUCCCAUCAAACAUACUAUUCCCAUACAGUGUGGCUGGAUCCCAUCACACAUACUAUUCCCAUACAGUGUGGCUGGAUCCCAUCACACAUACUAUUCACAUACAGGGUGGCUGCACCCCAUCAAACAUACUAUUCACAUACAGGGUGGCUGGACCCCAUCAAACAUACUAUUCACAUACAGGGUGGCUGCACCCCAUCAAACAUACUAUUCACAUACAGGGUGGCUGCACCCCAUCACACAUACUAUGCCCAUACAGGGUGGCUGGAUCCCAUCACACAUACUAUGCCCAUACAGUGUGGCUGGAUCCCAUCACACAUACUAUGCCCAUACAGUGUGGCUGGAUCCCAUCACACAUACUAUUCACAUACAGGGUGGCUGGACCCCAUCAAACAUACUAUUCCCAUACAGUGUGGCUGGACCCCAUCACACAUACUAUUCACAUACAGGGUGGCUGCACCCCAUCAAACAUACUAUUCACAUACAGGGUGGCUGGAUCCCAUCACACAUACUAUUCACUUACAGGGUGGCUGCACCCCAUCACACAUACUAUUCCCAUACAGUGUGGCUGCACCCCAUCAAACAUACUAUUCCCAUACAGUGUGGCUGGAUCCCAUCACACAUACUAUUCACAUACAGUGUGGCUGGACCCCAUCACACAUACUAUUCACAUACAGGGUGGCUGGAUCCCAUCACACAUACUAUUCCCAUACAGGGUGGCUGGAUCCCAUCAAACAUACUAUUCACAUACAGGGUGGCUGGACCCCAUCAAACAUACUAUUCACAUACAGGGUGGCUGGACUCCAUCAAACAUACUAUUCACAUACAGGGUGGCUGGAUCCCAUCACACAUACCAUUCACAUACAGGGUAUCUGCACCCCAUCAAACAUACUAUUCACAUACAGGGUGGCUGCACCCCAUCACACAUACUAUUCCCAUACAGGGUAUCUGCACCCCAUCAAACAUACUAAUCACAUACAGGGUGGCUGGAUCCCAUCACACAUACUAUGCCCAUACAGGGUGGCUGGAUCCCAUCACACAUACUAUUCACAUACAGGGUGGCUGGAUCCCAUCAAACAUACUAUUGACAUACAGUGUGGCUGGAUCCCAUCAAACAUACUAUUCCCAUACAGGGUGGCUGGAUCCCAUCACACAUACUAUUCCCAUACAGGGUGGCUGGAUCCCAUCAAACAUACUAUUCGCAUACAGGGUGGCUGGAUCCCAUCAAACAUACUAUUGACAUACAGUGUGGCUGGAUCCCAUCAAACAUACUAUUCCCAUACAGGGUGGCUGGAUCCCAUCACACAUACUAUUCCCAUACAGGGUGGCUGGAUCCCAUCACACAUACUAUUCACAUACAGAGUGGCUGGAUCCCAUCACACAUAUAGCGUGGCUGGAUCCCAUCAAACAUCACUAUUCACAUACGUAAUUAAAUUAGCGUGUGUUUUUUGUUGUUGUAGUGACUAUAACAUUAUUAUAGAUCACUUUUACUUGUCAUAGUUGCUGCAUAAGUUUUGCUUCUCUUAAUGCCAGGGUGCUUUGCCAUGUUAAAGGUAUACAAAGCAUCAUGUGAGUUGUAGUUCUACAACAACUGGGGAUCUACCUUUUGGGCACCGCUGCUAUAUACAAUAGGUUGCAUAGAAUUUUGGGUUGGAAAUUUACUCUUAAAGGAUCACCCUAGCAUUGGGAAUAGAAAUAUGUAUUGCUACCGUGCCCUAGUCACCAUUUAGGUGACCUGACCUCACCUGCACUGACAGUUUAUUUUAUAUAAAGUAUUUUACUUACAUUUAUUCCUUUGCCAUAUCUCCACUGAGAUGCUCUGCCUCUUUGGCUGAGAUCACCAAGAUUGAUGAGCUCAGCCAGUGUGCAUGCGCAGCAAAAUGGUGGAGACCAUCUGAUUUAAAAUGGUUUGCUAUACCGUGGAAGCACCUCUAGUGGCUAUCAGUAUUACAUUACAGACAAGUUAAACAUGCAAAGAAAGCAUUGCUGUUCCUGCAGAAUAGCAAUAUUUUCUGAUGCAGGGUUAAAAUGGAGAGGACAUCGCACCCAGAACACUUCAUUUCACUGAAAUGGUUUACAUACCUAUAGUGUUCCUUUUAAUUUUUUUUAGGGAAAUGUCCCUGAAUUGCGCUAUUUAAAUUGAGAAAUUGAAUGCCAGGUUGACAGAAAGCAAAACAUGUACUUUUAAUGUACUCAAACUGCUGUCACAGCUCAUUGCCAGGUUACUUUUUUAUUUUUUAAUAUACUAGCCCCUCCCAACACAGUCUUGUAGCUGCUCCUGACAUACUCACGAAUACAGUGAAAGAAAGUUAUGUCUGAACUUGGGAUAGAGUCAGGGCCAAACGAGCAUUGAGGCUGUCACUCGUAAGACUAUGCUACAGCAGGCUUGCUGCUUGUGUGUUGCUAUCUAUACCGUAUGAAAUACUCAGAACUAUUUUACAUUAGCGACUAUCAGCUGCUACGUUUUUCUUUACCAUCAACAAUAAACCUUUGUCAUGGGCUGGAACGACAAACAGAUUCACAAUUCAUUUCAUUCUAUGGCAGAAUUUAAUGGAUGUUGUGCUUCGUAGUAUGAGCAGGCAGGAAGUUAUGUAGAUUAACAUAUGUAUAUCGUGGAAGUCAUAAAACUGCUCUAAUCUGUCCUUCACAAAGUACCUUUUUAGUUUGGAUGCUAGUGGUUUAUAAUCCUCACUGAACAAUACAGAGUAUGUGCAAGUGGGGCAUCUGCUGGACUACCACCAUAUGCGCGCAGUUAUGUGCUUUCAUUGCCGGUCUUUGUACUGGGGUUUUUGCAGCGUCGCUGAUUUUGCAAGAUCUUUCAGUUGUGCAUGUGCAAUGUGGUUUUCUGCAUUCCUAAGGAUCAGACUUUGGUUGGCUAGAUCAGAGUUCCUUCUAGGAUAGCAUGGAAAGUGCAAGGAAGAGAAUUUUGUUUUUUUAAAUAUAUACUUUUUGCAAAGCUAAAGAUUUUGAACAAGACAAUUGUCCCAGAGUUAUGCAUCCCACUGUAAACUGCUCGAAAAUAGUUUAAAUAUUAAAUGGAGGGAAAGUGCCAGAGGUCUCCAGGCACUGUAACUAAUUUAGUGAGAUGAAAUGGCUAUAGUGCCUACACAAUCUCUUUUACAUAGCAGAAUGCAUAGCUCCUUCAAUUUAAAAAACAAAAACAAUUUUUUUUAAUUGCAUAGCCGUGUGGUUUCCUGACAAUUACAUUGUAAAUUGUGCCGUAUUAAUAUUACAGAUUUUCUUUUUCAGAGGCCCAUCCUGCUUCAAGGCCAUGAACGUGCCAUCACUCAGAUAAAAUACAAUCGUGAUGGGGACUUGCUCUUUACAGUCGCCAAAGACCCUGUGAGUACUGCUCCUGACAUAGUUGCCUUAUUUUUACCUAUAUUUUAUUUAUAUUAUUUUGUCAGUGUUUUUUUGGUUUUAAAGAUUACAUGUCAGUAUGCACUUACUUAUGAGGACAUUUUAAUACCAAAUAUAACUGUAUUUUUUUAAAAUAUUUUUUUUCAAAAAUGAUUUACACUUCUUUAUAAUAUAGAAAAUUAUUCUAUAAUCUUUGUAGCUGGAAAGUGUUAACAGUUGGUGUGCACAGCAGUUGAUCAUUGUGGUUAUUCUACAGGUGGUGAAUGUUUGGUACUCCGUGAAUGGCGAACGGCUGGGAACAUACAAUGGACAUACGGGAGCGGUGUGGUGUGUGGACGUUGACUGUAUCCUUAAUCAGCAAACCAUUUUUAUCUUCAUAUUUCUGUCAAUUAUUAUAGUUCACAGAUGUGAUGCAAAUUUUGAAGUAAAACUGUAGUAAGUGAUCUACAUACAGAAGAUUAGCAGUAGGGCAUAGUUGGUUAUUACAUUAAUAUGGACUCUACACUAGCAAUUGGCAAAUUAGAAGUUAUCACUGUGCGAGGAGAAAAUCACUCCUAAGGAGUGUAACAUUAACCCUUCAGGCUUGAAGUGGCUAAUAACGUUUAAGUCUUGGCUAGUAGCAUUGGACUUGAAAUGUUAAAGUGACACUCCAGACCUUCAAAGCACUUUUCUGACGUGCUUUAUGUGUGAACAGUGUGUCCUCCUAUUUUUUUUUUUUUUAAAUGAAAAGUGCAGAUUUCAAUAGAAAUUGGCAUUUUUAGAAAUUAAACUUGUUACACCCCUCUGGCUGUCAAUAAGAAAGCCCAUGAUAUUACAUCCUAUUUAGUUUAGUGGAACUAAACUCCUGGGGCAGCAAUUGCUUAGAGCACUUGCCUUGCAAAGACUUCUUAUUGAGCUGCAUUGAGACCUCUGUAAUUGGUCAACCACAGAAAGUCCGGGCUGGGUUAGAAGGGGAGGGCUUGCAAAGGGUUCAGGCAAGCGAUCUGCAACUUAUUAAAUGUAUGCAGUCUUUAAUUGGGGGUGUAUCUACUAAACAGUAAUUUUUGUUUUUCUAUUUGGGUAGUGGAGUGUCCAUUUAAGCCCUGGAGAUAGAUAAAGAUACUCUUACUAAAAGAAUGUUGCUUAAAGUGGGGGCAAAAAAAUUCUCUAUAUUAUGACUUAACUUUGCAUCUAGGGGACACGCGUCAUGUACUGUCUGGAUCUGCUGAUAACUCUUGCAGGCUCUUUGAUUGUGAGACAGGUGAGUAUUUCAUAUGCUACAUUUCCCCCAAACCACACUAGUACUCUUAUGAUGUUUGACCCUCAGGGCUCCUGCUCUCCUGUGCUGUCUGACUGAUAUAUAUUGUACUUAUUCCAGGAAAACAGCUGGCUUUGCUGGAGACAAACUCCGCUGUGAGGACUUGUGGCUUUGAUUUCGGAGGCAACAUAAUCAUGUUUUCUACAGACAAACAGAUGGGAUAUCAGUGUUUUGUGAGCUUUAUUGAUCUGCGGGAUCCUGCCCAAAUUGGUGAGGAUGUGGGAAACCUUGUUUGGCUGAGGGAUUAUUAAUUACCAUUGAACCUCAUUGUAGUGAUUAUGGUACAAGGAUUAUGUUGGUGCCAUCCCUAUGCAGCAUAGGGCAUGCAGCACUUCCACUCUGCAUUGACUUUUCCAGCUUUGGACUGCAAUAAUAGGGUGUGCCUUCUGGUGCAUGUUAGUCUAGUGCUCAAAUCCGAUCAUUGUCCUAAGCUGGGAGGCUUAUGCAGAAGUUCACUUCUGUAGAAGAUUAAAAUUAUUUAUAUAGCACCACCAUAAUCUGCAACGCCGUACAACAUGUCAAACAAUUCUAACAAGACGCGUUUGACAAAUGGGAACAAUAGCUGAAGAGUUCUUAUGACUGCAGCCUUUGCAAGCUCUCCCCCUUUUCCCUGGAAGAGACUUAACAGUUCACGGGAAAAUAACCUAUAGCUUCUGAUGCGAAGUCUGAGAAGGAAAUAUGUGGGGAAGGAACGCAUGCUCAAGUAGAGUGCGUUUUGACUUUUCCUUCAUGUAAGGGAAGCAAGAGGAAACCUCCCUUGUUUGACAUUAAUUUUCUAUAAAAGUGCCGAUUUCUCAUAGCAAGCUUUAAGUGCUUUAUGGGUGUGGAGUCAUCGUUUAAAGCAAUGAUAGAAAAAUGUGCUGAUUUGCAAGUCCAGUAAAAGUCACUGAUUUUAGACAUAAAAUCCACUGUUUAGUUUUAUUCCUUCAGAGGGUGUAUUUGUGUGAUCCAAAUAUGAAUUGUUCAUUAUCUUGAACCUCUUUGAGUUUAAUGCAAAAGCUUAGUAGAUCAAGUGUAAGCAGAGUCUGCAUUUAUAUCUAUUUAUUCAACUUGUUGCUGCUAAUAGAAUAUCACAUUUGAAACAAGCUCAUACUAAAGGCAGUUAAGUGCUAUUGUUUUGACUUCCUUUUUAAUUGCCAUUAAUGGAAUUUCCAUAGAAAAUUGAUUUGAAGAAAGUGAAGCUUUAAAACGUUUGAUCUGGUAAUAAACCCGUAGUCCAGCUUUAACCUCACUGUCAACUCUUUUUCACCGUUGCAGAAGAUAAUGAGCCUUAUAUGAAAAUCCCAUGCAGUGAAUCCAAGAUAACCAGUGCUGUGUGGGGCCCUCUUGGUGAACAUGUCAUUGCAGGGCACGAGAAUGGAGAACUAAACCAAUACAGUGCUAAGGUUAGUGCUAAGUUUAGACCUGCAAUUUUGAAGAAUUGGAAAGUAAAUUGCAAAAUGUUAUGACUGCUUAGGUGAGCUGCAAAAAGAGCAGUUACUGUGUCUUAAUGCUCUCCAUUAAAUGCUCAACAAUCAUAAACAAAUAUAUAAUAAUGUGACGCUUCACUCCUUGUAAUGUCUUGAUUCUUUGUUCCUAUGUUUUGCUUAGUCUGGAGAAAUUGUCAACACUAUCAAAGAGCAUUCUAAGCAGAUUAAUGACAUUCAGAGCUCCAGGGAUAUGACUAUGUUUAUCACUGCAUCCAAGGACUGCACAGCUAAGGUGAGAGGCAUUUUAUAGGGGUUUUUCUUUUAAUUUUCAUCAAUGCGCUGUGAAAUAUUAAUGAUUUCUUGCUUUAAUACAUUGUUGAUGGUGCUCCAGUUAGCAAUCUAAUGUUCAACAGCAUUUCUUUAUAAUAUAUUGUGACAAAAGUACUCCUUUCCCUUGGUACCUUGUCCUGGGAUUGGGGUGUUACACACAGUCUUUUCAGGCUUUAGAGACACUUCACACGCUGGAUGAGGUAAACUGACUUGCUCUUUUAUUGAGGUUCCAAAAUAAAUGCACAGUAAGGUAUAAAGGUAACAAAAAUAUAUCAAACAAAAGCCUUGCUCUUCUGAGCACUAACUAAACAAAAUAAUCAGCUAACUGGGUUGGAUGGCUUGUCCAUUUCCCAACAUAAACAUAAACAGCCUUACUGCUUCAGGGUUUUCAGCUCUCUGUUUCCACUCACAGAAACCAAACACAAUCUCCCUUCUUCCUUGGCAGGGGAGUACUUAAUAGCACUGGUAAUUGACAAUCCUUUUCAGGUGAGUUAGAUUAGGAUUCAAACUCCAGAACUGGACUUCUCACCAAGCAACUUCCAAAAUGUGGAGUGGAGCACUGGCCCACCCUACUCUCCAGGUGCUCCACCCCAGGGCCCAAAUAUACACAUAUUUAAAGUGCAACAUUCAUUAGAACAUAACACAUUUCCCUGGGGCUAAUUACACAAAGUAAGAAGCUUGCAAAAUCUGGGGAGGUAUAUAGGUUCCUUCCAGCACAAUUCCUUGCUUUCUGUCACAAUAUAUAUUUUUAUACAGAAGUUCUCUGUGAUGCUCAUGAACAAAUAGUGUGGUGGGAAAAAUUCCAAAUCUCUCUUUAACAAAUUAAACCUGUUUAUGUAUUUCAUUUCAUAAUUGGACCAGAAGGGAUUAUGGUAAACUCAUCUGAACAGUGUGACUUGCCCCAUUGCCGCAGAAAACAGACACCCGACCUCUUAAUUUAAUAAUAGCCCCUUCUGUCUUACAACAUACCAAUAUUGUUAUACGUACCAAAUAAGUAGACCUUUUGGAAUAACAAUAUUGAAAGUGAAAGUUGUCAAUUCUUCACCCCAGUAAUUAUUGUUGAAUUAUUGAAUGGUGUUCAAAGGUUGGGGGGGUUCUGUACACAUGCAUGCUUUUUAUUUAAAAUACCAGAAACGUAUUGCCUUAACUAUACCUUCUAGUAGUGGCUGGGCUUUGGGUGGCCAGGGGCCCCUUAAAAUUAACAAUGAAUGGAGGGACAGUGCUAGGGGACAUCAGGCACUAUAACCUAUUUAGGAGUCAAUUAAAUAAUUUUUAGAUAAGCUUUUGAAAUUAAAUAUUUAUUUUUAUUUAUGACUUUUUUUUGUAAAUAUUUUUUUUAUAAAAAUCAUUUGAAAUGCUUAUCCAAAAAUAUUAGAAGUUAGAAUGCCUAGUGUCCCUUUAAGGUUUGUUUUUGGAAAUAACCCUUCUUUGGAGAGUUUUAUAAAUUUGCAUUUCUGGUCAUUAAGUUAAAGGAACACUAGUGUCAGAAAUAAAAACAUAUAUUCCUAACACUAUGUUUAACUAUUUAGGUCCCCGGCCUUCCUUGCAUGGAAAAUGUGACUUUUAUCCUACGGCACGGCAAGAUCCACCUGGCUUCACCUCCAUGGCUGAAUUAAUAUAACAUGAAGCAUUAGAAGGCUUUUGUGCAUGCACCUCAAAGAGCCAAUCAAUUAAUCUCUAUGGGGAACAUUCAAAGCCUCUAUGCAAUGCACGGACUCCCUGAAGGCCAGUGCUGCACACUGUGCAGCACUAACCCAGGAAGUAGCUCUGGAAGUGACUACCACUAGAGGUGUUCCUAGGCAGUAAUAUGUAUACACUGCAUUUUCUUUGAAAAGGCAGCAUUUACAGUGCUCAGCCUGCAAGGACAUGCUAUAGACACACAAAAAUACUGCAUUAAGCUGUAGUAGCUCUGCUGACUGUAGUGUCCUUUGAAGUAGAUUUGUCGGUUUUCUUGUAGAAUGUUUUUGUUAUAAUGCACCAAUCUAUUUCAUAACACACUGCACACUUUUUAUCUUCCAUGCAGAAGAAUGCCGAAUGUUUCAUUUUUGUUCUUUUUGCAGCUAUUUGAUACUACAACACUGGAACAUCAAAAAUCUUUCCGUACAGAGAGACCAGUUAACUCUGCUGCCCUGUCACCAAUAUAUGACCAUGUAAGGAAGCGGUUUGGUUUUUCAUAUAGAUAGUUAAUUUAAUGCAAUUCUCUUGUUGGCCUCUGACUCUAUGUUUUGCAUGCAGGUUGUUUUGGGAGGUGGACAGGAAGCUAUGGAUGUGACCACAACAUCAACCAGGAUUGGGAAAUUUGAGGCCAGGUGAGCUUAUAGUAUGUGAGCAUAUAGUGUUCCCACAGUGUGUAGACAACCAUCUGAUCUCUUGUCUCUUGUAGGUUCUUCCAUGUGGCCGUUGAAGAGGAAUUUGGUAGAGUGAAGGGUCAUUUUGGUCCAAUUAAUAGCUUGGCUUUCCACCCAGAUGGCAAAAGGUAGGAAAAGAUAUUGUGUGUAUUUGUUAACAUAAGCCUGCAUUUACAGGGUUGUUUGCUAAAGUGAGAAUUGUUAGGAAUUAAAGUGAAUAUCAAAUUUAAGUUCAAAAUAGCUGAACUUCAUUAAGUUAGCUCUUUUGGUCUAAAAUUUGAAACUCUCUUUGCUGAAUAAUUAUGACAGUGUUUUUUUAUUAAUACAUGUCUACUAUCUCUUUGUAGUUACAGCAGUGGAGGAGAGGAUGGAUAUGUCAGAAUACAUUACUUCGACCAGCAAUAUUUUGAUUUUGAUUUUGAAUGUUAAGAUGACUCCCGCUUUCGGACAAAUUAUUUUCUCAAUAACAAAACUUUCCUACUUGGCAGUCCACACCAUGAGUUUAAAAGUCUCCAGUUCCAAAUUGGGAUAAACACAAAGGAUAUGACUAUUUAUAAAAUUCAAGAAUUUUACUAUAUCCUAUAUAAGACUUUAUUUUCUAAACCCAUAUACUUGUAUUGUUUUUGCCCCUGCGUUUCUUAUGGGAAUUUGCAAUUACAUAUGGUAUAGAAAUAAAUUCCAUCUGAUGCGUAGCAAAAUUAGAAACUGAAAAUUUGUUUUGAAUAAUACUAGACUGUCCAGUGCCCACUGGUAUCCAGUAUUCCUUUAGAUUUAUUCGCUUGCUUUCCAUCUUGAUUUGUGCAUUUUAUCUUGCCAUUAAGGAGUGAUAUGUACAGUCUCUACCUUGCUUUAAGAAACAUGUUUUAUUAGAGGGAAGCCCGUUGCCAUAACACUUUUGUCUCCAUCAUACAACAACUUGACAUAAAAAGUUCUAAUUCCAAACUCGAUUUUUCAUUGUGAUGUAAUUUCUGAAUGUUUGCAAAUUAUAUUAUAUGAAGGAAAAGUCUUUUAUCUCUAGCGGUCAGUGGGAUUUGCUUUGCUCAACAAGUUCCAAUAUACGUUGCCAGGCCAGUUCUGUGUUUUUUGAGGGUAGCAGGUACCGGAGGAAGAAACCUGUUGGAAGACGGAGAAAAUUAGAUUUAUACUGUGCUACUGUUCUAAGUCUGCCUCAAUAAUUCUCACCUCUUCACACAGUCAUUCUUACCUUCCCACAGUUGUAAGCUUUGUGGUGCCACUGAUGGCCAGAUGGUAAGGGGGUUUGGUUUGUACAUAGGGUUCAGUAGCUUGGGCCGUUGCUUAGAUUCAUUGAGGAAACCCCACAGGGAGAGUGUUCGGUCUUGCACCUCAUAAACAUUCCUAAUGGAAAAGUAUAUAAUUAACACCACUUGAUGGCUAGCUAUAUUUGAAUAACUGAUGUAAACAAAUAUUAUACUCCUGAUUUGUGUAGGUUUGCAGAAGGUUAUAUCUACAUAUUUUAAAACUAGGUUGAAUACACGAGUUAUGGUCAUAAAACACAGUUGAGGUGGAUGCAACUCAAGCAUGUUAAAGGGACAUCAUAGUCACCAGAACAAUUACAGCCUAUUGCAUUUGUUCUGGUGAAUAGAAUCAUUCCCUUCAGGCUUUUUGCUGUAAACACUGUCUUUUCGGAGAAAAUGCGGUGUUUACAUUACCGCCUAGUGAUAACUCCACUGGGCACUCCUCAGAUGGCUGCUAGAGGUGCUUCCUGGGGCAGUCCUGCCUAGUGUGCAGCACUGCCAUUCAGUAUCUCCACCCUCUGCAUGCAGACACAACUUUCCUUGUAGAGAUGCAUUGAUUAAAUUUGUCUGUCUGAGGGGAUAUUGAUUGGCCAGGGCUGUGUUUGACUUGUUGGCUUUGCCCCUGAUCUGCCUCCUUGACAGUCUCUGCCAAUCCUAUAGGGAAGCAUUGUGAUUGGCUCAGACCACCACUUCUGAUAAUGUCAGCAGACAGAAGCAGUUCACGGGCAGAGGUAGCAGCUGCAGGCUUGAAUACAAGUACGAUUUUACUAUAUUUAGGGGGGGCUAGAUGGUGGUUUAUACACUAUAGGGUCAGAAAUCUGUUUGUUUGUUUCUGACCUUAUAGUGCUCCUUUAAUGUAAAAGCACUGGUAAAGUUCACUAAAGCAAACCGUCAUAUGACAAAUGACUAAAGUAGCAUUGUCACCUGACCCUGCAAAAUGUGUAUUUUAUAAAGGUAAAAUCUUUAUGAAAUACUCAUAUUGACUGUGUUGGGAUUAUUCAUAUCCAGUCAAAAGAUAUACUGAGACAAAGUUUGUCUCAGUAUUUUUUUUUUUCCUACGCCUUACACUUCUGGACACUUAGCGGAGUUACCUCCUUCUAGAAGUGUCAAUCCCCCCCACUGCUGCAGGGAAUUGACUCUGUCUAUGAUGGGUCUCGUGGGAUCUCAGUGCUGUACUCUUACACAUUAAGCUGGUGGUGCCCAUGAGGGACAGGGUCAAGUAAGUUAAACUAACACCCCCAUCUGGCCACUGGAUCCCAAGCGGCAAUAUCACUGUCCAAAUUAUGCAAAGUUCACAGAUGGUAACAGUGCCACUUUAAAUGCUUGCUUCCAUAAAGGCAGGAUGCUUUAAUUUGUGCAUUUUUAGGAACGUUAGGUCAGAAUCGUUUCUUAAAAGAACACUCCAGACCCCUUAAGCUCUAACCUUGCUAAAGUGCUUUGUGUGUAACGUUGGCCUUUUUUUAAUUUUUCAAAAUAAGUGUAGAUUUAAAUAGAAAUUGACACUUUUUUUUUUUUUAAAUCAAUUAAACUUUUUACAACUCACCAUAUGUCAGACAAACUGUUUUGUUAAUUCAAAGAUGUUUAGAGCAAUGAAGCCAAACUCAGGAGGCUGGCAAUUGCCAGCAAAAGGCUUGCCAUUGAGCUGCAUUGGGAAACUGAUAAGUUUGAGCUGAAUUAAGAGAGGAGUUAUUAAAUUUACCCUAAUGAAAAAAUGCUUGGAUAUUUUUUAUUGUGGGAUUAUCUGCUAAAUAGUCAAUUUGUAUUUAACAGGGGAUUGUCGCAUUUUAUAGUCUUUUUAAUUAAUACAAUGAAUGUUGAAAUUUUUUUUUUAAUUAAAAAUACCAAAAUAAAAACCACUGUUUCGCAGAUAUAUCACAAAUUAAAACAUGCAUGUAUUUAUGAAUUUUUUGCAUUUAAUUUUGUUCCUGGAAGAAUACCUAGAAAUAACCCCAUAAACUUAAAGGACCACUAUAGGCAAUAUAAGCAUUGAGUAAUGCUCUCCUGUGGGUGGUUUGAAUGCAUGCACAUUUGGAGCUGAUGUUGGUAAGGGGAGGAGAG
Pelobates cultripes (western spadefoot toad) is the source of this 14044-nucleotide messenger RNA. The record is from the annotation of a GenBank genome assembly. NCBI's taxonomy places the organism in Eukaryota, Metazoa, Chordata, Amphibia, Anura, Pelobatidae.